AUGGGGAAUCCAAGUGGCCACGUCGCUGACAGCGACGUGGUUACCAAACGACGAAUGACGACCAUGUCAUCAUUCGUCGUUCUUGUCUGCGUUAUCGCGGUGAGCACAACCCGCCCCAUUUUCAUCCCAAACCACAUUGCUAACAAAUGCCACGAUUGCCACGUCCUUACAAACAACAACAACAUCACCAUGAAGGCCAUGACCACACGAAAACCUGCUGCCAACCAUACUGCUGCUCUACCUGUUGUGCCCACCAAACCCAAGUCCACCAGCCGGAAGCGACAACAAUCCAAUGCUGACGAGUCAGCUACCAAACACAUCAAGACUGUUGGGAAUGAUGGUGAAGAUGAUGUUGAUGAUGCUGCCAUUGCUGUGGAGGAGGAAAAUGAUGCAGAGAAAGGGGGGAAGAAGGGGAAGAAGGGGAGGAAGACUGGGGAAAGGAAGAAAACUGGGGCCAAGGGGAAAAACACCUCCCUCACCACUUGCAGUAGGAAGACAUGGGCUGAUCGUCAGCAUGAAGACACAAUUGAGAAUGCCAAGGGCACUCCUGCUCAUCUUCAGCCGAUUGAGCGAAAGCUACUUGCUGCGGGCACCUCUGUUGCACCUCCUGAACGCCCUGCUCAUUCACAUGUUGGUUCUGUGCUGCCUCCUGGACCUACUGUUUCUAGCAGUCGUACUCGUGUUGAUCGUGAACCUGAGCUGACUGCUGCAAAGAUUGAUACUACCUCUGACAAUGAUGCUAGUAAUAAUUCUCGGUCUCAGGCUGUCAGUGGGGAUUAUAGUGACUCUGACUCUGAUAAUGAUACUGGUGGCCAGAGUGCCAAGAUUAUGUCUGCUACUGUUCGCAUAGGUCCACCUUCUAGAGCUAAGCGAACUCAGCCCAGUGAACCUAUCACUGCUACUGUUGAUGCUUCUGAUGAUAGUAUUUUGGAUGUGAAAAUGCACAGUCCUCCUCAUGGACAGUCAUCUCAGCGUGGCCGGGCCCGCAUUGUUAAGGCUAUUGGAGGUUCUAGUGGUUCUCAAUUAGUUAGAUCUAGUGGAGCAUCUAAACCAUAUGGAGCCACUAUUCGUGGCAGGGCUCUUGGAAAUGCCCCAAACAUCGGUGAUUUUGAUGCAGCUGGGGAUGACACUUCUAUUGAUAUUGAGGGCACUGUCAACUUAUUCCCUUCCGAUACCCGACCCACCACUGUAGAUAUUUAUGAAACAGCUGUCAUCGCAGUUACAAUUCCAUUUGAAGGGGCUUUGGCACCCCUUCUUCAACAUGUUGCAAAGUAUUAUUCUCCAAUGUCCGAUAACAAUGAUCGUGUAUAUAUUUUGGAUCAGCAGAAAUGCAAAUGGAUAGUCAAGGGUAGAUUUAGGGAUGCUUUGGCAUUUCAAGAUUCAGUGGUUCACUUGUGGCAAAAAACUGAAUUUGGGCCAACUCUAACCAUUUUUCUUGAAUCUGAUCCUGAGGUUGCUUCAGCUAUUCCCCCAUCUUUUCUCUCCCAUCGCUCCAGUUCUUUGUCAAAGUCUCAUUCUAGGUCAUCUCGUUCUCCUUCCUUGCCUGCUGCAGUUCGCCAGUCUUUGUUGAUAUCUGGCCAAUCGAGUGGCCGAGUAGCUUCUGAGGCCAAGAGUGGGCUGACCAUCUUACUGAACAUGGUCUUGAACACUGGUUUCCUGUCUUCGUUGACUUGGUUUCCUGUCUUCAUCGCAAAAAGUCAAUUUUACUCCAGCUGGAAGGCAUUAUUCAGCUGUGCCCAAAAUUAUCCACAGAUGAAAGCAUGGCUUGAUGCCAGCUCAGAUGCUGAAUCUGAAUCGGAAGUUUGGGCUGAGACCAAAGAUCCUGAUCAUUACACUAUUGUGGACUUGGCAGAAUGGCUCAAAAGAAAAGAUGUGGUGAAGGGAAAGAGGUCGGCUGCUACUAGUUCAGGUGCUGGAAAGAAGUCAGGUGUUAAACAGGAGAAAAGGAAGAAGGAGAGGAAGGAGUCUUUGGAGGAAUCAGAUGAGUCAUCUGGAGGGAAAAAGUUGAAGUUGAAGUCAAAGCUCUGUUUGGUUUUCCCUUGUGGCUCUUUCUUGGUUGACUCGCUUUGGUCUUAUGACACUCUCUAUGUUGAGUCAACAUUGGAUUAUAAUCUGGCUUUUGAUAUGGUUUCAGAUGGCAUCAUUAAUAUAUCUUUUUCUGCAUUUAAUCAAAUUAUUGAAUCAACCUUUGGAUCUAACAUCUCUUUGGCAACUGUCUUGACCCUUUUAUGCACAAUUACAGAAAACGUGGACUUGUUGAAUCUCUAUUUUCGACAGCAACACCCAGAAUUCCAAGGUGAAAACAAGACUCAGACCACUGGAUGGAUGAUUGCUUUAGCUAGGGCAUUGAUUGAUCAAUUGGGCUCCACAGCUAUUUUCUUAUAUAAUGAUGAAGACGAGGAUGAUUCAACCCCCCAUGACAAGGUCAAGCUGGUUGCAGGAAAGCUUAAUGAUAUGGCUGUCAAAUUGAAUUUAACUCCAUAUGAUGACCAAGAUGCUUACAUGGGAAAGCUACUUCCUGUUUCCCAGAAAGCUAUUCAGCCUGUUCAUAUGAUAUGUCCAGGAUCACUAGUGUGUGGAACAGCAACAUAUCAUGAACGAUUUUUUCAUGAGUUUGGUGGAGCUAAGCAACCAAAGCGAGUUUACCUCAACUCAGCAAACUUCCAUGGCUCUGCUUCUGCAUAUUCACAAUAUUGGAAUGUUACCUAUGGAACAAAGUCAACAAAUCUAUCCCGUGCUCACAUUUGGCAGGCCUUUGUACAAGAUUCUUUGUGCACAAUUGCAGCAGAAUCCAAGAUUGACCUAGAACUCAAUGAUCCUUUGAACAUAACAGAAGUCACCACACAGGCAUUUGAUCUUUUAGGGGAACAGGGAAUUAUCAGAGCAGCAGAUCAGCAUGCAUGCAGUGAAUGUAGUCAGCCAUAUAAAAAAGCUAGUGAUGCUGUUAUGAAUGAUCCUGCAGCUGUAGUGGGAGUUGAUGAAAAUCAAGCUGUACCACCCUUGGCAGAAGAUAACAGAGUUCCACCACAACCACACCCAGCAUCUCCUACCUCUCAGGAUAACUCUGAUGAUGAUAUGGAUGUUGACAAAAGAAAUGUCACAAUGGUUGUACUUGAUGGAGUUGUUAUGGGACCAACAGUGAAUCAUUUAAAGCAUUGUGCAAUUGAUGAUUGUAAUAUGGGUCCUGAUGCCUUGUAUUCAGAGAAUGUUACAAAGGCCUGGGGAAGCUCAACCUUGGAAUCCACAAAGAAGAGGACCAAACCCACAGUGCCAUGA
Messenger RNA from Laccaria bicolor S238N-H82, 3276 nucleotides. RefSeq lists its product as uncharacterized. The coding region runs from base 1 to 3276 and encodes 1091 amino acids. The transcript has 14 exons. NCBI's taxonomy places the organism in Eukaryota, Fungi, Basidiomycota, Agaricomycetes, Agaricales, Hydnangiaceae. The record is from RefSeq and is a predicted model, not a curated record.